Molecule: messenger RNA, 1590 nt
Organism: Paraphaeosphaeria sporulosa
Lineage: Eukaryota; Fungi; Ascomycota; Dothideomycetes; Pleosporales; Didymosphaeriaceae
Product: cytochrome P450 monooxygenase
Exons: 7
Coding region: 1-1500 (499 amino acids)
Molecular function (GO): oxidoreductase activity, acting on paired donors, with incorporation or reduction of molecular oxygen; iron ion binding; heme binding
Source: RefSeq, a predicted model, not a curated record
AUGGGGUUGGCGCUGAGGACGGUUGUGAUAGGAUGGCUCACCUACUACAUCCUGAGCUGUAUCCAUUGUCGAUAUUUCCACCCGCUGAGCAAGUUCCCCGGCCCUUUCUGGGCCUCAAUAUCAAACUUCUGGAAGCUUUACAUUCUGUCGACCAAGGAGUCGCAUACGCGUGGUAUCGAGUACCACAAGAAAUAUGGGCCUGCUAUCCGCGUCGCACCCAACUUCCUCGUCUUCAGCGACCCGAAAUUGGUACCUGUAGUAUACCAUCGCAAUGCCGACAAGUCCGACUUUUACAGCCCUGGCGUCCUAGGCCGUCUGAGGCCGCCAUUUCAGACGCAAGAUCAUAAGGAGCAUGCAGCGAAAAGGAAGCGCGUGGCUGCUUCGUUUCAAAUCUCCAACCUGAGGAAAAUGGAAUCGGAUGUAAACAACAUGAUCGAGAAGCUGCUGAGCCAGUUCAACGAGCGUUAUGUGAGAACCGAGGAACCGUUGGAUUUGUCAGAAUGGGUCAAAUGGUUCGUGUACGACACGAUAUCCGCCAUGGCGUUUGGGAAGUCUGUCGGGUUCGUGGAACAGGGGAAGGACGUGCAAGAGCUGAUACAGAAUUUCCACGACAUGGCGCCCCUGGCGGGUCUUGUGGCGGCUUUGCCCAACUGGGUGAAUCCCUUGAUGAAUGCGCCAAUUCUUGGAGACUAUCUUAUGCCCGGCCCGGGCGACGGGACUGGGACUGGCAAAAUCAUGAAGUAUCGUGAUGAUAUGUUGCGAGAACGAUUUCAAAACCGACAUGCCAUGGCCCACGGCGACUUCUUAGACAAUUUAAUGAACGCAAAGAAUGCCGAUGGGAGCUACAUGACCGAAGCGGAAAUCAAGGCGGAGGCCUUUGUCCUCAUGGUCGCAGGCCCGGACACGACAGCUGCGUUCAUCGGGCCGUUUGUGAAUUACGUGAUUCAGAAUCCCGUCAUCCAUGCAAGACUUCGCCAGGAGAUCCAGGAAUUUGAAGCCGAUGGCACACUUUCCAAGGGCGUCGUCACCUUUGAGGAGACUCAGAAACUGCCCUAUUUCAUGGCUUGCGUUCAAGAAACACUUCGAUUCUGCCCUUCUACGCCCGUUGUUCUGCCCCGCCUGGUAUCAAAAGGGGGACUAGAGGUCAACGGAAAGUACGUCCCAGAAGGCACAGAAAUCGCAGCGAACCCAUAUGUAAUCCACCGGGAUAAAAACAUAUUUGGGGAGGAUGCCUUUGAGUUCAACCCAGACCGGUGGCUGGAGGGCGAAGAGCGCACCCGGAACAUGAACAAAUACAUCAUGAGCUGGGGCUAUGGUGCGAGGCAGUGCCUGGGCAAAAAUGUAGCCCAGUUGAUCACGCAAAAACUUUGCUUGGAGAUGUUCCGCCGCUUCGAUUUCCAGAGCAGGACGCCUGAGAAGCCAUGGAGAGCAGAGAAUCUUGCGCUGAUGAUAUAUUGGGAUCAAUGGGUACGGCUAACGCCUGCAAAAGAACUGAAGUAAGAAUUGGGAGGCCGUGUAACAACUGAUACUAUGCCUAUCGCGACCUGAGUUUUAUAAGUCGCAUUCCUGUACUCUUCGACGCGACUAGUA